CUAACAUCCCACAGGAUUUGAUGCUACUCGGUUAAAUGCUUUCGGAUCAACUCUUCUACUACGCACGUGGUUUUGUUUCGUUUAUAACACUUGUCGGCAGAAGUAAAGCAAGUCGCCAUCUUCCGUAUUGGGUCUUUGCUGCGUUCUCUGAGAAGUUAGUUGGCUAAAGUGUCCGAAUGGAAAUGUCAACAAUCCAGAGUUUAAGACAGUUUAUCCACGAGAGGUUACACACUGCUGCUGAAGACAUAUUUGGAUGUUUUGAAGCGACUGUCACAAAGUACGAAGAUGAGAUUUGUCGUCAUCGCAGACUGCUGGAUGUAACUUUGAAACCUGUAGUAAAGCUGCAGAGAAUAGAGCUCCCACAGCGACAAGUCUGUAUCAAGGAAGAGUUUCCUGCUGACCUGCUGGAGAGGAACCCCAGUCCAGACCAAGAGGAGCCAGAACCUCGACAGAUUAAGGAGCAGCAGGAGGAGCACUGCAUCGAGCUCCCAGUGCAACAUUUUCUUAAUGAAGAAGAGUUUCCUGCUGACCAGCAGCUCUGGAACCUUGAGAGGAACCCCAGUCUGGACCAAGAGGAGCCAGAACCUCCACAGAUUAAAGAGGAGGAGGAGCACUGCAUCGGUCUGGAAGUAGAGCAGCUUGUACUGAAGCAGGAGGAUCAAGAUAACCUUUUGUUGAAUCCUACUUUCAAGGAAAGUGACCACAUUGAACCAGAACCAAUUGACCACCAGCUCCUCUCCCACAGCUCAGCUCAGUGCCAAGAUCUCAACGGAGGCCAGCAUGGAAACUCAAAAUCAGUUACUAAUGCAGAGCAGGGAUCAGAAAAGGGACAUCAUGUCAUCACAAGAGCAAAAGGGAGCCCAAGUCCCAGUAACCUUGCAUGGAGCACUACCAUGUCAAAGAUUGUGCCGAAUAUCCGCAAGAGUAAAAAGGUUUUCGAGUGCGACACUUGUGGAAAAGUCUUUAACUGGAAGUCAAUGUUAAACAGACAUAUGAAGGUGCACACAGGUGAGAAAUCAUAUCUUUGCAAAACCUGUGGAAAGAGAUUUUGUUACAAGUCAACACUAGAAACACAUUUGAGGGUCCACACAGGGGAGAAACUGUAUUCUUGCAAAUUUUGUGAAAAAAGUUUCACAUUAAGCACAAAUUUGAAGAUCCACGAGAGAAUACACACGGGCGAGAAACCUUUUACUUGCAAAACUUGUGGGAGAAGUUUUAGCCAGAAAUCUACCCUGCAGGGACACGAGAGAACGCACACGGGUGAGAAGCCUUUUUCUUGCAAAACUUGUAGGAAAAGUUUUACAACUAAAAGGAACCUGCAGGUCCAUGAGAGAACACACACGGGCGAGAAGCCUUUUUCUUGCCAAACUUGUGGGAGAAGUUUUAGCCAGAGAUCUACCCUGCAGGAUCACGAGAGAACACACACGGGCGAGAAGCCUUUUUCUUGCAAAUCUUGUGGGAGAAGUUUUACAACUAAAAUGAACCUGCAGGUCCAUGAGAGAACACACACGGGCGAGAAGCCUUUUUGUUGCAAAACUUGUGGGAGAAGUUUUAGCCAGAGAUCUACCCUGCAGGGACACAAGAGAACGCACACGGGUGAGAGAUCUUUUUCUUGCAAAUCUUGUGGGAGAAGUUUUACAACUAAAAUGAACCUGCAGGUCCACGAGAGAACACACACGGGCGAGAAGCCUUUUUGUUGCAAAACUUGUGGGAGAAGUUUUAGCCAGAGAUCUACCCUGCAGGGACACGAGAGAACGCACACGGGUGAGAGAUCUUUUCCUUGUAAAACUUGUGACAAAACUUUCACAACUAGCACAAAUUUGAAGAUCCACGAGAGUACACACGGGCGAGAAGCCUUUUUCUUGCAAAACUUUUUGAAAAAGUGUUAGUGCGAGACAAACCCUGCAGGAUCAUGAGAACGCACACGGGCGAGCGACCCUUUUCUUGCAAAACUUGUGGGAAAAGUUUUACACGUGGAUGUAGCUUGAAAGUCCACAUGAGAAGCCAUAAAGGUGAGGAGUCGUAUCCAUGUACAACUUGUGGGGAAAGAUUUGGUAUCAAAUCACUUCUAACAAAAUAAUUGAUGACCCACACAUAACAAAACUGAUAUUUUUGUAAAAUGUUGUAAAGAUCUCUGACUUGUCAGUUUAUACAAAGUCCACAGGAGAACAGUUGAGAACAGGCCAUGGCAACAGGAGAGGGAUACGAUUUGCUCAUGCAUUGUCAAAGAAUUUGUUACUUACUUAUUGAUUCAUUAAUUAAAGAUAAAACAGUGAUCAACAACGAGACUGGAAAUGUUUCCAGGGGGCCAAACCUGAGAUGAACCUUGAUGUAGUUCAAUGCUUUAUGAAGUUCCAUCACCACUGAUGAGGAGCAGACUUCAAUAACCUCACAAAGCAUCGAACUACAGCCAGGUUCAUCACUUACAUCUACACAAGAGAGAUUGUGUACAAUUGCAUUAGCUGCAUCUCUGCAACUGAAUGUAGAAAAUAUCCCAUUGAGGAGACAUCACAAUAUCUUUGAUGCAGUACAUGGUCAACAACAUUUGCUGAAGUACUCACGUUUCUGUUCUUCAUGUGACUCAUCGAUAUUUUCAUCUGCAAAGUGAUGUUUUCAUCCAUGUCUCUUUGUUUAUUCAUGUGUCAGCCAUUUAUACCAGAUGGUGCAGGAAGGGGACGGGGGUGAGAGAAAUUGAUUGGGUAAAGUGGCAGAUCCAGGAUAGUUUAUUAUCAGUGAAUGUCUAGAGAUGUUGUCAAUGUGUCAGGAAAGACUGUGGAUCAAGAUGUAAAAAUCGGACAUAUUUGUGGAACAGAAAUUUAUAAGAACACAGUAUGUGGUGCAGAUUAUCAGAUGACUUCCCUUUUCUUUUUUUUCCUAUUACAAAUGAAGAAAUAUGUUGUUAAUGUGUACACUGUCCUAAAUGACUCACUGUAAAUGGUUAUUAUUUGAACUACGUGUAAUCAUUACUUCACGGCAUUUGUAGUUAUAAAAGUUUUUUGAAAUAUGAUGAUGUAUUUUAUGUUGUCACACUAUAUUUGUAUUUGUCUGUAAAUUAGCAAAAAACUCUUGGACAUAUAUAUGACACUGGGUGAAAAGAUGUGGUCAGGAGAUGAAAAACAUCUUGCAUAUUUAGAGGACUAUCAUUCAUGUUUGUGUAACUUGGUGCUGCUGGAUUGAAUUGAAACACAAUACAGGGAAAUACUGAAGAAUACUUUGUUUUUGAAGUGAUAUCAACAAUGAAGAAAGGAAGUUAAAUAUCCACUUCAAAUUAAUCAGACAGAGCUGAAUAUUAGAGAACUGCUGCAGAGGAGUUCAGAAGAGUACAUGACUGUUUUUAUUUCUCAUUCCUAAUAGCUUUUUUCAGAUAGGCCCUGGAGUCCAGAGGAGGGGCGGAGAAUCUCUCAGAUUGAGAGCCGCUAUUAAAACUCUGGCGCCAAACACCAGCUAGGGGGCGCAGUCCCUUGAAAUGGAAAGGACUCCUGUCUAAUCUGGAAGUAGUUUUUCCCACCCCUGGCGGAAGUAAACAAAUAGUCGCAGCUGUGUGCAGCUGUGUGCAUAUCCCAGCGUCUCGUCAGCUGUGGUUGAUCUCAUGUCCCGCGGAUUAAACAUGUCGUCGGUCCUGUGUUUCAGAAAGUUUGUGAGUGAGCGACUGAUCGCUGCCGCUGAGGAAAUAUUAGGAGUCUUUGAACAAACAGUUCAGGUUUACGAGGAGGAGAUCGAGCGUCAGCGGAGACUGCUGGAGACCAAACCACCCGAGAAAGACGUCUCUCAGUCUUCUUCCUGUAAUGAGGAGGUUCUCCUGGGACAACAGAGUCUCUGUGACUGUAACCAGAAGAGGAACUCCACCCUGAGCCAAGGGGAGUCAGAGUUUAGCGUGGAUGCGGAGGAACUCUGCUCCAGUCGGGACAGAGAGCAGCUUGUACUGAAGCAGGAGACUGACUUGUUAAGACUUGCACAUGAGGGAAGUGAUUACACUGAAGACCAGAUUGUGCUAAUGGAUCCUCACCAAAUUCAGAACGCAGCACAAAGACAGUUGCAGACCCACCUCACAGCCACACAAGUGAAAUCCGAAUCUUACACAGGGGGUUCGGGCGUAUCCGUUCUAAACAGUGACCAUCAGCUUACCAACAACUCACACAUAGCUAAUGACAGAGACCUUGAAGGAGGACACCAGGAGAAUGCGAGUUCUCAUCAGACACCAGAGAACAAACAUUUCAAAUGCAUGCUUUGCUCUGAAGAGUUUAAUGAUUUCUUAAAGUUCAAAUUUCACUCGAGGACCCACACGGGUGAUAAACGUUUUGAAUGUGGCACCUGUGGGAAAGGGUUCAAAUGUCAAUCAAACCACAUCAGUCAUAUGAGAACUCACUCAGGCGAGAGGCCGCACAACUGCGUCACUUGCGGGAAAACUUUCACCCGUAGAGCCGACCUGAGGAGGCACAACCGAACUCACACGGGGGAGAAGCCGUACAGCUGUAUCUUCUGCGGUAAUAAGUUUUCUCAUCACUCGUCUCUCACUAAUCACGUCCGGGUGCAUACAGGGGAAAAGCCUUAUAAAUGUAUUUGGUGUGGGAAGAGGUUUGCCAUCAACACCACGUUGAAAAUACACACCCGAGUCCAUACAGGGGAGAAGCCGUACACAUGCAACCUGUGUGGGAGGAAUUUUGCUCAUAACACGGGGCUAAGAUUACACAGAAGGACUCACGCUGGGGAAAAUCAACAGAGCUGAAAUACUUUGUGUGGAGUGGCUUCUAAAAGUCAAAACUUAAACUGGGAUUCAACUUGAACAGCUUAUUUAUCGCCUUUCGUCAUUUUCCUUUUCUACUAAAGCAUAACUUGCAGAUUAAUAGUACACUUGUGAGUAAUGGUGCAGAGUUUAUUGUAUUGUUUUACAUUACAUAUGCAUCUUUGCCUUGUUUCCCAGAUGUCAUGUCAUACCAUCACGUUCACAAACCUGUUUAGAAUCUCUACCGUGUAAGAGUGAAAAUUAUUUAACGUUUAAUGUGUUCAGCAUGAACUAUGGAAAUGUUAAGAUAUAAAAUUAAAGACAGUAUUUCACUUUC
This is a messenger RNA of Platichthys flesus (European flounder), 5060 nucleotides long. Its product is annotated as oocyte zinc finger protein XlCOF22-like. The coding region runs from base 177 to 1889 and encodes 570 amino acids. NCBI's taxonomy places the organism in Eukaryota, Metazoa, Chordata, Actinopteri, Pleuronectiformes, Pleuronectidae. The transcript has 4 exons. The record is from RefSeq and is a predicted model, not a curated record.